UCUCUGUCCAUGCAGGGGGGGAGGGGGUGGCGCGCGCGCCAUUUCUAGUCGUUUUCAAAGCGCCUCGCGCUGAUUCUCACGGGCCAGGCUGCCGGCCCCCCGCUCUGCCCUGGUGAGUCUCGCGCUGGCCCGUGGGGGGAGGGGCCUGGAGUCCCGGUCUGACCGGAUUCGGCCGGGUCCAGGCUCGGCGCCCCGGCCUGCAGUUUGGGUCUUUGCUCCGAGGCCCGAGGGUGGGGGUGGGGAUGGGCCGGGGGCGGCUUCUGCUCGGACCGGCCGCGCAGCCGUGGGCCUGAGUCCGGCCGCGGCGCCUCCUUUCUUUCGCUCAUCCUUAUCAGCCCCUCCGGUGCCCCGGUCCCUCGGUCCGCUGUCCUCCGUGCGGCCUGCCGGUUUCAGGGUGCUUUUCCCGCCUCCGCCUGCCGCUGUCCGCGGCCCGGCCGGGCUAAGGGUUUCAGACGUUCCCCUGACUCCGGUGCUUGCCCCUAGGCCUGCGGUUAGGCCUGGCCCGCAUCUCGCCUUGCCAGGAGUGGGAUGUGUUGAUACGGGGUCGCGCCCGAGGGGGUGGGGUGAGCCGAGGGCGGGGUGCAAGUCUUAGGGUUACCUGAGCCCGGAGCAAACUUUUACGGGAGUCGGAGCCGAGGGACCGAGGUAUGGGGGGUGCCUCCCGCCCGAUCCCCAACCUGCAUGAUUCGAGCCGGGAUUUGAAGGAAAAAAUGACUACUAGAGGCCGUGACACUUGGUUUUGAGCGGCGCCUGAGCUAGCAUAAUAAAAUGGCUAAUCAGGUGAAUGGUAAUGCGGUACAGUUAAAAGAAGAGGAGGAGCCAAUGGACACUUCCAGUGUUACUCACACAGAGCACUACAAGACACUGGUAGAGGCAGGCCUCCCACAGAAGGUGGCAGAGAGACUUGAUGAAAUAUUUCAGACAGGGUUGGUAGCUUAUGUCGAUCUUGAUGAAAGAGCAAUCGAUGCUCUCAGGGAAUUUAAUGAAGAAGGAGCUCUGUCUGUGCUGCAGCAGUUCAAAGAGAGCGACUUAUCCCAUGUUCAGAACAAAAGUGCAUUUUUAUGUGGAGUUAUGAAGACCUACAGGCAAAGAGAGAAACAAGGCAGCAAGGUACAAGAGUCCACGAAAGGGCCUGAUGAAGCAAAGAUCAAGGCCUUGCUCGAGAGGACUGGUUAUACUUUGGAUGUAACCACAGGACAGAGGAAGUAUGGUGGGCCUCCACCAGACAGUGUGUACUCAGGUGUGCAACCAGGAAUUGGAACAGAGGUCUUUGUAGGUAAAAUUCCAAGAGACUUGUAUGAGGAUGAGUUGGUGCCCCUUUUUGAGAAGGCUGGUCCUAUCUGGGAUCUACGCCUCAUGAUGGAUCCACUUUCUGGUCAGAACAGAGGCUAUGCGUUUAUCACCUUCUGUGGAAAGGAAGCCGCCCAGGAAGCAGUUAAACUGUGUGACAGCUAUGAGAUUCGCCCUGGUAAACACCUGGGAGUGUGCAUUUCUGUGGCAAACAACAGACUUUUUGUUGGAUCCAUUCCAAAGAAUAAAACUAAAGAGAAUAUUCUGGAAGAGUUCAGUAAAGUCACAGAGGGUUUGGUGGACGUUAUUCUCUAUCAUCAACCCGAUGACAAAAAGAAGAAUCGGGGGUUCUGCUUCCUUGAAUAUGAGGAUCACAAGUCAGCAGCACAAGCCAGACGCCGGCUGAUGAGUGGAAAAGUCAAAGUGUGGGGAAAUGUAGUUACAGUUGAGUGGGCUGACCCCGUGGAAGAACCGGAUCCGGAAGUCAUGGCAAAGGUAAAAGUUUUAUUUGUGAGAAACCUGGCUACUACAGUGACAGAAGAAAUACUAGAAAAGUCAUUCUCUGAAUUUGGAAAACUGGAGAGAGUGAAGAAGUUGAAAGAUUAUGCAUUUGUUCAUUUUGAAGACAGAGGAGCUGCUGUUAAGGCUAUGGAUGAAAUGAAUGGAAAAGAAAUAGAAGGGGAAGAAAUUGAAAUUGUCUUAGCUAAGCCACCAGACAAGAAAAGGAAAGAGCGCCAAGCUGCUAGACAGGCCUCCAGAAGCACUGCGUAUGAAGAUUAUUAUUAUCACCCUCCUCCCCGAAUGCCGCCUCCAAUGAGAGGUCGAGGUCGCGGAGGGAGAGGUGGAUAUGGCUACCCUCCAGAUUACUAUGGUUAUGAAGACUACUAUGAUGAUUACUAUGGUUAUGAUUAUCACGACUACCGUGGAGGCUAUGAAGAUCCCUACUACGGCUAUGAUGAUGGCUAUGCAGUAAGAGGAAGAGGAGGAGGAAGGGGGGGGCGAGGUGCUCCACCACCACCAAGGGGGCGGGGAGCACCACCUCCAAGAGGUAGAGCUGGCUAUUCACAGAGGGGGGCACCUUUGGGACCACCAAGAGGCUCAAGGGGUGGCAGAGGGGGUCCUGCACAACAGCAGAGAGGCCGUGGUUCUCGUGGAGCUCGGGGCAAUCGAGGGGGCAAUGUAGGAGGCAAGAGAAAGGCAGAUGGGUACAACCAGCCUGAUUCCAAACGUCGUCAGACCAACAACCAACAGAACUGGGGUUCCCAACCCAUCGCUCAGCAGCCGCUUCAGCAAGGUGGUGACUAUUCUGGUAACUAUGGUUACAAUAAUGACAACCAAGAAUUUUAUCAGGAUACUUAUGGGCAACAGUGGAAAUAGACAAGUGAGGGCUUGUAAACGAUUCUGUCAAGAUCCGAUUGGCUCUAGAUCUACAUUCUUCAAACAAAAUUGGCGUAACUGUUUCAUCUUUAAGUAGCAGUUUGCUGCCAUUUGUAUUCAGCUGAGGAAGUCACUCUUGUGUAUAUUCUCAAGGCUUCUUAUUUUUCUUCUUUUCUAAAUGCUCUCGGACAUUACUGGGCUUGCAGAGGUCCCUUAUUCUGGGGUCACAAUGCUUUUACCGUUCCAAGCUUCAUCCUAGCUUCAGAACAAACUGUAAAUCAUGAUUUUGCAGAGCCUUUGGUUUGGACAGUUCUGUGUUUUGGAUGUGGAAUAGAUUACAUAGGAGUAUGACGUAUGCUGUAAAUAAAAGUACAACAGUACUUUGUCUCAGUACUUUUAAGGAAUUAAAGCAAACAGACUUAAGUUUCCUUGUAUUGAAAAUAACCUAUGACUGUAUGUUUUGCAUUCCUAGAAGCAGGUUAACUGUGUUUUUAAAUUGUUAUAACCACACCUUUUUGAAAUCUGCCCUACAAAAUUUGUUUGGCUUAAACGUCAAAGCCGUGACAAUUUGUUCUUUGAUGUGAUUGUAUUUCCAAUUUCUUGUUCAUGUAAGAUUUCAAUAAAACUCAAAAAUCUAUUCAAAACAUCACCUAUUUCAAAUUCAAUUGUGUCCUAAAAACAUUAUUUUAUUCGUAAUCCUUGAAGGAAUACUGUUUUCAAAGUAGAACUGCCUAUGUGAGUGAUCAAAUUCAUGAAAAAUUUCUCGUCUAUUCCAUCAUGUAUUGUGGAUAUUAGAUUUGAGGAUUAUUCUAAAUUCACAUAUUCCAAAUACCAUUUCAUUGAUUGUGUUCUCUCAUAAUCUCUUCUAAUUUUGAAAUUUUAUCCUUAAAGAAAACAAACAGACUCAUAUGUUUUUGAACAGGUAUUGGAUAAUUUUUAUUAAAGCAAAAUGGAGCUGGGGAAGCACACUACAAUUUGUUUUGACCUACAUUCUUUCAAAUCAAGGAUAAUUGUGACUGAAGACCUUAUUUGCUGGAUAAGUAAAUGCACAUACAGAGACAACUUAGGACUGUGAUGCCAUUUGCACUGUGGACUAGACGCAGUUUUAGGGCUCAUGAUCCCCUGUUUCACUAGUUUGGGACUGUGAUCCCUGUUGCUGUGUAAACUUGCUUUGGGAAGCAGUCACGCCUUUGAAGAGACUUUUAAAUAUCAAGUGGUCAUGUCUCUGGCUUUCCGCUAAUACCUCUUUUACAUUUUUACCAUGUCUGUUGGCUAAGUUUUUGUUGGCCAAGUGAUGACGUUCUCUAUCUCCUUGCUUCUUUUAGAAAUUCCAAUUUAUUCUAAUGACUUUGCUAAGUGAAAAGAGCAGAAGAAUGUAAACUUUCUUUGAAAAUUUUUUUUCCUUUUGGUGCUGGGAAUUGAACCCAGGGACUGCACACGUGCUACCAGUGAGUUGUAUCAAUAACCCCCGUAAAAUGUUUUAAAGUAUAUAACAUAAGCCACUGGGGACAGUUAAAAUGGACUAUCCCUUGUUUGAUGCUCUGUACCUGUUUGGUGUCUUUUGUGAUCCCAGUCUUAGGUUUCAGAAUCGUAAGCCACUUGCUCCUUGUCACACAGUCAGUCACACUUCUGGUCUCAGGGCUUCACUUUGAACUUUAACAUUUGCUGAUGAAAGCCAAAUGCCACAUUUCUUUUUCAGAGUUUAUUCAUAGCACACUAAUUUAACAAGCUUUAUUAAGAAAUUAUGUGGCCUGUUGUAGUUAAGUUAGAAUAGAUGUUAGUUAAGGGUUAGAUUAUAGUUUUUUAAUUUUUCUAGUGCCCAUGUUUACAAAUAAGGAGCAGAUACUCUUUAAAUGCUGCUUUUAAACUUAGAAUAAUUCGAAGCCUUGAGUGUAAAUUAGACUUAAAGCACUAAUUUUUUCUUGUAAAGAAAAAUAUAUAUAAGUAAAAGUUGCAUUUCCCCCCUAAAUCCAUGUAACUGGCUCUCAAGGUUUCCCAGCAAGUGGGGUCAAACCUGACUGAGCGUGACCCCUAGAAUCCACAAUGGAAGGAGCCCCAGUUGUGUAUAGCACACUUAUGCAAGUCAGAGGACACGUCACAGAAACAUAAUGGACUGAUUAAAAAUGUUUAAUUAGGUGUUAGUCAUAAAGAAUAUUAUGAAAGGAAGUAGAAAUGAUUCUGAAAAUGUAAUUUACUGUGCUUCUGCCAAUAACCCUAAAAUACAAACUAGUAAAACUUCACAUUCCAUUUCAAAAUUCUUUAAUUCUCUGUUUCAGAUUUUAAGUGGGCCAUUCCUAUUCUGUUCCUUUCGAUAAUUAAAAAUAUAUCUGCAGAGAUUUCCUUUAAUCUUUGCUUUAUAAGUUUUUACCUAUUUAAAAGUCAGUGACCCUAUAUAAAAUUUCACUUUAGAGCUUUCCUGUUUGAUGUCAUAAGAGUUAUUCCUUGCAGUAUUCAGUAAAAGGAUAAACCCAGUGCUCAACUUGUCACAGACAUUGAACAAAUGUCAAUCAAGGAAAGUUGGAAAUUUACACUAGGGAGUUUUUGUUUAAGAAGUGACCAGGCACAGAUGAGGCGUUCUGAGGGACAUGGCUUCCUAUUCUACCUUUCCAUCUUUUUUUCUCCCCACCCAAUGUAGUCGACGAAGCUUUAUUCACGAGCCUGUCAGAUUGAGUGAGUGUUGGGAGGUAAUGCCUAUACUGAGGUACACCUCUUUGUAGGCAUCCUCCUAACAGUAACAAGAAUAUUCCUUCCCCAUAAUGGAAUGCAAAUUUUUAUUUGAUCACUCAUUUAUAGCAGUUGUUUAAAUGCAUAUAUUUAUAUGAAAGUGUUCUAAUUAAAAACAAAAAAGUUCUAAUAAGUUGCCAGAUUCCUAAUUAAAUUUGAGUUUUACCUGAUCAAAAGAUAAGGAAAAUGAGUUUUGGUUUUAAAGUUCCUUUAAAAAAAAAAAGUACAGCAGAAUUGUUUUUCAUUUUUCUUAGUUACUGGGAUGAUUCUGCAAAAGAAAGCCCAAUGCUUUCUCCUAGUUAAAAAUGAUUUUUCUCGUUGAUUUUGGUUUAGGAUAUGAACCCUCUUAUAAAAGUUAGCAUGCAUCAAAAUUAAUUCUGUAUUUUUUAAAGUGUAGAAGAGAAAGGACAUAAAAUUCUACUCCUAUCAUAAAGCCUUAUAAAAUUAUUCUUGAAACUCAUUACAUCAUUUGCCUCCUGCCCAUUUAAAUAUGAUCAUACCUAUGUUUUAUUAAUUGUGUAUUAUUUGUAAAACCAAACCCUUCCAGUAAAUACUUGCUAUAAGGCUAUUCCUUGUUUGUUUUAAAGAUUUGUAAAUUUGUUAAAAGUUUGCCUUUUCAAAGAGAAUCUUACUGUCUUGAGCUGUUCUCAGGCCAGUCAGUUGUACCUAUUGUUUGCACUCCUUUGAUUAUCUGGCAUUUCCUAAGUGAGCGGUGAGGAGAAAGCCUUAUAGAAAGACUGCACUGGACGUAGAAAUGUGUUUGUUUCUCUGAAAUGGAGCUUCUGUUAACUGAGCAGUAGAGUUGUGGUAGAGCCAGUGGAUUACAUGACUGACUGCAAAGUCCAGAGUACCAGAUCCUCGAACCAAAUGUCUUUCCUUCUGCAUUACGAGUUUGUAGAUCAGAUCUUACUUUUGAAACCCAAACACAAAGCUUUAAAAAUAGUAGUUCACUUAAUAUAUUGGUCAGUAAUUUAAUAUUAAUAUUUAAUUAGAAGUAGUUACUGUUAUUCUAAAAAUAUUUUUCUUUUAAAAAUAUAUGUUUAUAUGUGUGUUUAUAUUCACUGCUGUUGUUAGUAUUUUGAGGUUACCAGAAGCUCUGGUUUUGCUUUGGUUUUGCUUUUUUUAUCAUUUUCAGAUGUUGUCCAGAAAUCUGCAAGUGUUCUUUUCCUGUUUUAACUCCUUCCUUUUAUCACCUGACUAUCAGGGAAGCGAGGUUGAGGCUGCCCUGCCCUGACAUGUCAUGAUGUCGACUUGCUAGGUGGGGUUCGCUGGGGACCAUAACCAGUGGAAUUGUUGGUAAGAACUUUUUUUAUUUCCUAUUUCCUUUUCUUUCUUUUGUUCUGUUUUUUUGUUUUUGUUUUUUUUUAAUUUAUUUACAAGUGGGGCAUUAAUUGUGGGGAAUGCUGCCCAUAUCUUGUAAGUAGGCAAUUAUGUUGGCCUUAAGGAGAAACAGAUGUUUAAGUAGUACUUGUAUUCUCAUAGGAACAUAUAAUAAGUACUUAACUCACUUUCAGAUUAGUAAAUCAGCUGAAUAUUAGGAUAUGAAAUAUUCCAGUUACUAUUUGUCAAGCUAGAUACCUUACAAUCUAGAGUAUUUGUUGAAGCAACAAUGAUGCUGUAUUUUACUGUGAUUUUAGUCUCUCUGUUACCAUAUCUACUACAUUUUUAUGGGACGCUAGUGUAUAAGCAUUUAAAGAGAUUUAUUGGGGUUGGAGAUUUAGCUCAGUGGUAGAGCGCUUGCCUAGCAAGCGCAAGGCCCUGGGUUCGGUCCCCAGCUCUGAAAAAUAGAAAAGAAAAAAAAAAAAAAGAGAUUUAUUGUACACUAAUGUUUAAUGAAAAUAAGAAGGUAUUGCCUAGACUGGAGGGUUUAAAUAGUAUAUAUUUUAAUUCUAUAAAAUUUUAAUAUUGUAAAAUUAAACUCGAGGAUUUUGGCAGUUUAAUAAAAUAGCAUUUUUGGUAAAGAUAAGUUGAUAUGGUAAGUUAGGAUCCAGAGAAAGCUUACAUGGCUAACAUCUUGAGACCUUGAGUAUGAAUAGAAACAAAGGAAGAGUUGAGGGUGUGGCUUAAGGAGAACUCAUACUUAGCAAUUUUUGAGGCACUAAGUUCAGUCCUCAGCACCUCUACUAGGUAACCAACCAACCUUAAACCUCCCAGUUGACACAAUUAGUAAAUACUGCAAGCAUUAACAGUCUAGAUUACUAAACAUUUUACUUCUGUGGUGCAUGUGGUGGUGCUUACCCAUAGAGUAACACAAUGGAGACCUGCCUCAAAAAAACCAAGGUGCAGGAUGUGGUGGAGCACUUGCCUAGCAUACGUAAGGAUCUAGGAUCAAUCCCUAGUGGCACAAAAAAUCUAAAAAACUAAAAACAUAAAACUUCCCAGCUUAUACUCAGGGCAUAUUAUGAUGAUUAAGUAUAAAUUGAGGGACACUAACUUAAUAACUAGACAAAAAUAAUUAAAAGUAGUAACAUUGAAUAAAAGUAAUUGCAUGUUUGAAGAACUGCCUCAGUCAGUCUUCGUGUGGAACUUGGCCUUCUGUAGUGUCUGUCGGAAUCUGGUAGGGGUUACACAUGUGCCAGUGAGCAUUGGGACUCUUAGCGUUCACCUCGCAGUUCACAGUAGAAUGGCUAGCUAGGUGUCACAGUGAGAUCAUACAGAGUAACUAGCAAUUCCAGGGUUGAGUUAAAGUUUUGUUUCUUUGUCCACAUUUUAUGCAUGUAUCAGUGCUAGAAAAAGUGAGGUGUAGAACUUGGUUGCCUGCACUAAACAGUGUGCUUCCUGAGGACUCUGUUGACAUUAGGGACUCUCAAUUUUGAUGAGUUUGUGUAAAUUAAGAGAAAUAAAAAUACAGUUUAUUAACCCUAUGUCUUUGCAACAAAAUACCCUUGAUGGGACCAGAAAGGAAAUGGGCACUAUGGAAGAACUCUUAAACUGCUGCAGUAGGGGCUUCCAUUUCAUGGGUCAGGAUCUCAGAACAUUACUUAGUGUGAUGUUCACAGGUAAUGCUUCGGCUAAAGAGACUCAUCUGGCCUGCUAAAGAAAAUAGGUAGAAUUACACUUGAGUCAGUGCAGUAUUUAGAGUUAUAUUCUUUGGCUGUUUCUAGAAUUGGACUGAAAAUGCCUACAGACACUGUCAGAUGUGUACACAUACAAUAACACGAGGUGUAUCCAAACUGGGACAUCUACAAGACGUUGUCCAGUUAAUCAUUUUACAGAAAACCUGCUUUUGGUACAGUGUUCAUGUACCAUAACUGUAUUGGAAUAUUUGUACAAUGUUAAUAUUUUUAAUAAAAUUUAACAUGUUCAAAAUGUUGUGUUGGUGAUUUGGGGUGGGGUGUGAUGAAUUCAAUUUUGCAAAACAGACUUCAGCUGUGUAAUUUAGGCUUUUAUAGUCAAAACCUAAUUUCCUCCCAAAUUCAGUACUAACCUAUUUGAAGGGAGCUAGUUAAGGAGUAGUAAAGUAGUUUACUUCUACUGAAUUCCUGUGUGGGGUCUUUUGGGGGGGUACUUAGAGCACCUGAGGUUAGAGCCCUGGGCUCAGAGGUAUCAGGCAGGAAUGUUGACUCUGGUAUUUUCGGCUCCAAUAAAGUUUUAUAAGGAAAUGGUGACACCACAUUGGAAGUGACGUAGGGAAUCUGGAAGGGGCAGAUGGAAGCGUCCAUUGAGUGAUUGUUGGCUUUCUAUUGCCUUGAGCCUGUAACGUGAUGCACCACAAAGAGAGGUGGUGUUUGACGAAAGGUAUGGGUCUGUGGUCGAAAAAUACUGCCAGUGAACAGGAAGUUACACAUAGAAGAGUUCUCUUCCUUGGUGGAACUUUAGUUUCUGUCUCAUAUAGCUCCCAUUCCCUUUCAGGUUGGCUUGACAUGACAGGUUCUCUUCUGUUCUUUUCCUCAAGAAUAUACUUAGAUCCUCACCAGUGAUAAGGUGGAAGCUCGGGAGCUCACGCUGGAGUCAUACACUCACUCAUCCAUCUUUGUAAUGUGCCAUGAAUACCAAAAAUGGCUUAGGGGAAGGUCAUAUAGGGGUUAUAUAAUCAAAACAAGUUGAGUAAGUAGCAAGAAGGCGUCUAGAUACAUUCUGGCUUGUCUCGUGAAUGAAGAUUGCUGGUAAACUUAAGUUACAAGGUGAGAGUGAUAUGGUCUUCCCUUAGUUCACUGGUUUUCAGUUUACUGUUGUGUUUUUUCCCCAUUGUCCCCAAGUCAAAAAAUCGCUCAGCGAGACAGGAAGGGCUGUUCUAAAAGUGGCAGUGUAUAAAGCUCUUUGAGAUACUGUCAUAGCCAGGGUAGGGCAGAGGCCAGGAAGGUGCAGUAUAAAUCCUCAUCAGGCCCUACCUGCUCAGGUCCAAAGUCACAUGUGGGCCACAUUUAGUCUGGGUUGUAGCUGGGCUAUCUUUGCUGCCAUCUAGACCCUGAAUUCAUUUAGUGUGUUUAAAGAAAUGAGGUUCAUGAGUAUUUUCCAGCGUGGUUGUGCCUAUAUCUAUAAAAAAUUCUGCUUUUCUAGAAAUUUCAGAAAAAUUAAGACCACGUACAGAUAAUUUUCUUCAAGAAACCUUAUUAUUUCUAUCAAUUACUUAUUAUUACUAAUUACCAGAUAGUGACCUAACUUUAUUUUUAUUUAUUUAUUUAUUUAUUUUAUUUUUUUCCAGAGCUGAGGACCGAACCCAGGGCCUUCCGCUUGCUAGGCAAGCGCUCUACCACUGAGCUAAAUCCCCAACCCCCUAACUUUAUUUUUUAACUAAGAGUCUUCCUAUAUAGCCCAUAAACUCAAGAUCUGUCUGCUGCCUCUCAAGUGCUGGGACUAAAAGCUUGUGCCACUGUGCCUGUGGUGAUCAUUAGGGUCUAGUUAGUUGUUAGUAGGGCAGAAAGACGUCUGUGAAAAUAGUUUAGUAGCACUUGUUCAUGUGCACAAAGCCCAGGGUUUAAUUUUCCAGCAUGAUGCUAAUAAAUCAUAAAAUCAUACAAUUACACUCAUGACAUGUCUGAGGCUAGCCUAAGCAAAGAAGUCAGUGUUUAUAUAAAAUUUAUUUAAACUAUAUAGCUUCACCCUUUAAAAAUCACAUAGAGGGUUGGGGAUUUAGCUCAGUGGCAGAGCGCUUGCCUAGCAAGUGCAAGGCCCUGAGUUCGGUCCCCAGCUCCAAAAAAAAGGAAAGGAAAACAAAAAAUCACAUAGAAGUCCACCAGCUUAAGACUCAGCUUCACAGCUGUGAAUGAUGCCAGUCCCGUAAGCUGCAGCACUGUGAGGAAAAGCUCGGCCUGCAGUUGGCAGCUGUGCAGAGAAGAAAUCCUUUCCUUGGAUGGAAAAAAACUGCAUUAUUUCAAGUCUCAUAUUCCAUUGAGGGCUUGGCCAUUGCCGUGUGUUCUUGGGAGAUUAAUUUUAUGCUUAAGUCUAAAUUUCAGUUCCCUGGAUCUUAAAAUAGAUUAAAUAAAAAACAAUAUAUUUUAAAAGCUAUUCUUAGACCCUUUAAAAUUGUGUGCUUUAAGGAAGUGUGCUUUAUAUUGACCAAAAUAUUACCAAACAAAUCCUGUUAUUGAGCCUGACAAGUAUAAUGGGAUUUAUUUAUCUUGGCGGAAGUGAUCCAGGCAGUGGUGGUGCACACUCUUAAUCUCAGCACUGAGGAGGCAGAGGCAGGCAGCUCUCUGUAAGCUGGAGGCCAGCCUGGUUUACAGAGUUAAGUUCUAGGACAGCCAAGGCUACAUAGAGAAACCCUGUCUCAAAAAAACAAAACAAAAACCCCUCCGAUUUGGUUAAGUUGUACGUGUUUAGUAUUUGCGCCUCCUGUUAGCCGUAAAGUCCUGCUGCAGUAGUGUUCUGGAUCAGAGUCUGAGGUUAUCACCCUUCAAACAUAUAAACAAUAGUUCAGUAUUGUUGCUGAAACUUUUUAUUUUCUUUUUUUCGGAGCUGGGGACCGAACGCAGGGCCUUGUGCUUGCUAGGCAAGGGCUCUACCACUGAGCUAAAUCCCCAGCCCCCUGAAACUUAUUUUUAUGUUGUGAAGAGUAGUUAUGUUCAUUCAUUGUAACCAUUUCUAUUUGACCUUUCUAAAUGGAAAAAAAAAAAAAGGCUGAAUGAGACCAUUUAUUGUAAGUGUUGAAAUGACAUCUAUGCCAUCCCUAGCUACUAGAGUCUGGGGCAGGGGGUUUACCAUGUUGAAGCCAGCUUGAACCAUAUAUAAAGACAGUUUCUUAAAGCCCUUAGAAGGAAUGCUGGUGGUUAAUGAAAUAUUUGGAGAUGUUCAGGUCACAGUUAUCACUCAAUAUACUCCCCAAGCUGACAUGUAUGGAAGCCCCUCAGAGACUUUCAGAUUUUACUCUUUUCUGAGUUCAUUUCCCAGGAUAAUGCUGGCCUUGCAGUUGAUUCUCUUAAUUGGACUGGUGGGGGCUUUGUUAAAGGUUGAGGUGAUUUAUCAGCUCUGAGGUGAGGCAACAAGCUUCUAGAUGAUGCCAGGGUCAUGAUUACUCACAUUUCUGGGACUCAACAAAAGAAGACCUUAGUAGAAAAGCUAAGUAGGGAAAAGAAAAAAAGCUUAAAGCUUUGUUACUGGUUUGUUUGUUCUUUGAGCUUCUUCCUAGCUAUCCUGUUAUUUUCUGAAGACCAGGCUGGCUUUGAAUCCGGAGAUUAGCGUGCCUCUGCCUCCUGAGUGCUGGGACUAAGGUGUGUGCCACCACACCAGGGCUACUAUUAUUGAAAUAGUCUGACUGUGUAGUCUUGGUUGCCCUGAACUCGUGGACAUCAUGCUGGCUUCAAAGUAACAAGCAUCAGCCUGACUCCUGGGUGCUGGGAUUAACGCUGUCUGCUACCACACCGGGCAUAACAUCUUAACUGAUUUGCCUAGAUCUAGUUUGACAUUGGAAACUGUGGUAAAGGUUGAGACCUGGUUGCACAGGCCUUGGUUUACCUCUUAGUAACACAAAACACUGUGGUAAAACACUGUAAAUGUCACUAGUGCUUGGAGUUCCAAGGAAAUGAUAAGAAAAUGAAAUGGAUCUAUUAAGUAAUUUAAGAGGUUGUUCAGAAAUCAGGUCACUAUGCUAAUUUAGGAGGGAAGACAGAAGACAGCUUCAGGAGUUACUGACAGUGAAAACACACUGGAGACUCCCAAAGGGAUUGUUGACUGAUAACAAUGUCAGUUCAGUUGGUUUGGUUUUGAGAUUUGUCUUUGACCCUAAAAGACACAGGGUAAAACUGAGUAAAGAGGAAGGCUUGUUAGAAAGAAAUGACUUCUUAAAAGCAACUCGUAGAUUCAGGAUAGAUGGGAGAGCUUGACGAAGGGGGAGACACAGGACGAGCAUCCAUCUUUUAUUGCAGGAGCUGAAUGACUGACUGGUAAAUACCUGACAGUCAGUUCUGUGAGGUGGAAACGGUCUUCCUUUUCAGGGCAUGGUUUCUUUUUUAAUGACAGAUUGCUAACUAUUAUGAGUUCUGGGUAGAUUCCCUGUACUAAAUAGAUACUUACAUGUAAUCUGUCAGAAUGUAAGCAGGUUUUAUGUAAACGCACUCUGAAAUGAAAGGUAAGGAAGCAAACAGUAUUUGUAGCUAGUACAGCCCAGUGAUUGACUGUUAGGACCUGACAGGGCUGGAAUGUGAGCCUUGACUCCCAGGAAUACCUGGACAUUUAUUGUGAAGCCGAUGUAGCCUAGGUUGACUCUGAACACAGAUCGUCCUGCCUCCAAUUAUUACAUUUGUGUACCGCAGUGUAGGCAGUUUAAACAGCUGAAAUAUUAGACUGGAAAUAGACAAAAUGAAGUAAAUGAAUUUUAUAUUGUGUUGCAUCCUAAUUUGAAUUUAAAGUAGGCUGAUGUGUGAGAAACUCAAUUUGGGGCUGGAGGUGUACUCAGUGGUAGAGCGCUUGUCUGAGGUAUAUAAGCUUAGGUUGGAAUAAGAAACCAAGGAAAACAGCAAGAACAAAAGGGACACUAUUUUUAAUCUAGGCAGGGAUAUAUUUGAUUUGAUAAAGAAAGCUUCUCUUUUAAAAAAUAUGUGUGGGGGCUGGGGAUUUAGCUCAGUGGUAGAGCGCUUACCUAGGAAGUGCAAGGACCUGGGUUCGGUCCCCAGCUCCGAAAAAAAGAACCAAAAAAAAAAAAAAAAAAUGUGUGAUAUAGAUGUAUGUAUGUGUGUAAUCGGUUGCCUGAGAUGUUUGUGAGCCACCAUGUUCAUGGCUGGGAAUCAAGCUCUGGUCCUUUGGGAGAGUGGCCAGGCUCUUAACUACUGAGCCACCUCUCCAACCUUUAAAGCUCCUCUUUCUUUUUUUUUUUUUCCGGAGCUGAGGACCAAACCCAGGGCCUUGUGCUUGCUAGGCAAGCGCUCUACCACUGAGCUAAAUCCCCAACCCCGAAAGCUCCUCUUUCUAUGUGACUUUAAACAUUUAAAAAUGUCCUUUGUAUUUUAUUUAAAUAAUCUGAGUUUGUUUAUUCCUGAAUUCCAUCUAGUAAGUGCUAUUUAAGUCUUAAGUACUAGUUUAUUCAAUUGUCCUGCCAUCUUCAAGUUCAGUCUUUCUGCAUUCUCAAGGAUGUGAUGAAAAGCUUGCUAAAGGGCUUUCUGUAUCACACCUGUUCAUCUGUGAGUGUAAAAACACAAAGCUGGGCCUGCUUGGGCCUACUUAUCUCUGCAGAGGCAGGGACAGAAGGGUUACUACCAAGUUCAAGGCCACCUCGGUCAACACUGAGUUCCAGGCCAACCAGGAGUACAUAAUGAGAUGUUAUCUCAAGGAAAACAAAACAAUGACAAAAUAGAAUUAACAAGCCAAAAAGGUUGAGCCCUGAAUUAGUGUAGAAAAAGAACCUAUGUAUAUUCUUUUAAAAAUUCUAAGCCAGGCGUGCUACAAAUGCCUAUAAUUCCAACACUCAGAGAGUAGAGUUAGGGACCAAAGUUUGAGGCCAGCUUCAUACGUAGUUGAAGGCAGGUCUGAGUUACAGAGUGAGACUCUAUAAAGAAAAACGGCUUUCGGCGGCUGGAGAGAUGGCUCAGUGGAUAAGAGCACUGACCGCUCUUCCAAAGGUCCUGAGUUCAAAUCCCAGUAACCACACAGUGGCUCACAAUCAUCUGUAAUGAGAUCCGGUGUUCUCUUCUGGUGUGUCUGAGGACAGCGACAGUGUAUUCCCAUACAUUAAAUAAAAAAAUAUUUUAAAAACCAACCAAAAAAGAUAAAUUUUAAAAAAGGGCGUACACCUUUAAUCCCAGCACUCAGUUGGAGGACAACCUGGUCUACAGUGAGUUCAAGGACAGCCAGAACUACACAGAGAAACCCUGUUGGGAGGGAAUGCAGGGGGUGGUGUGGGAGAUGGGAAGAAAGGAAAAAAAAAUAUUUUCUCUAAUGUAGAAAGAACGGUAAAUGAAAAGCUUAAAAACAAUGGCUUUAGAUUGGUCAGAGCACUUGUGUCUUUGCUGUUCUCUCGUGAGUAUCUGAAUAAACAGGAAAUGAUUACAGAAGUGGCUGGGGUCCUAGCUUCUUUGGCAGUAGGCUUGCUUACCUAGCUACCUGCUAGCACUGUAAUAGUGAAACAUUAGACAAGAGCAGAAACCUUGUGUUUGACUCUGUGUGUGUGUGUGUGUGUGUGUGUGUGUGUGUGUGUGUGUGUGUGUGUGUGUGUGCGUGCGUAUACACAUAGGUACAACUGAACUAUUUAUAUCCCAGCCCUUAGAUUAGGUCCUUACUUUGGGUCCAUGAGUGUUCUUGAACUCAUGCAUCCUGCCCAUGCCUCUUGGAUAGUGCUAGGGUUACAGAUGUAUAUCACCAUACUGAGCCCACAAGACUGCUUUGGGUUAGGGUAGAAUGAAUGGCUGCUAGAGUUUCACAAUAUGCAUGAUGUGAAAUAUGACAUCAAUAAAACAUAUAUCCAAGCCAGGGAGUGGCGGCACGUCCCUUUAAUUCCAACACUCAGGAGGCAGAAGCAGAGGCAGAAGUAGGUGGAUCUCUGAGUUUAAGGCCAGCCUGGUCUACAGAGUUGAGUUUUAGAAUAGCCAGAGCUACACAAAGAAACUGUCUGGGGAAAACAAAGAUAUAUCCAAUCUUGAAAGUCAUUUCUGGCCUAUAGCCUACAGGGUCUUAGAGCUAGAGGUCCUUGGUUAGUAAUGUACUUGCUUGCCUACCAUGUGUGAGCCCUUGGGUCAGAACUCUAGUACCUCAUAAAUUGGGCCUGCUAAUGCCUUUCUGUAAUUCUGAGGAGGCUGAGAAAGAAGGAUCAGAAGAUUAGGGUAUGGCUGGAGAGAGAACUCAGCAGUUGCACUAACUGUUCUUCUAGAGGUCUAGCGUUCCAUUCCCUAGUAACCUCAUGGUGGCUCACAACCAUCUGUAAUAGGAUCUGAUGCCCUCUUCUCUGAUGUGUAUCUGAAGACAGCUGUGGUGUAUUCAUAUAAAUAAUCUAAAAAAAAGAUAGUAAGUUUAGGGUUAUCCGCAAAUACUUGGGUCAAAGGCUUGGGAGAGCUUAAGGCUACCCUAUAACUCAUAAGAUUCUGUGUCAGAAGGGGAAAAAAUGUCUUAUUAUAGCUUAAAUUUACAGCUUAUGUUUCAGCCUUCUGAGUAACUGGGACUGCAGACAUGUUACCCCCAUAUUUAUUGCAUGGUGGUACAGAUCUGUCGUAUUACCACACAAGAGGAUAAAAUGAGAGGGGGUCACAGAUUCCGAGUUAGCCUUGGGUCUUAUGUUGAUACCUAAAUGUAAAAACAUCCCUUGGGGGCCUGUCAUGGCAGUUCAUGCCUCUAAUCGCAGCACUUGGGAGGCAGAAGCAGGUGGACCUCCGAGAAUUCAAGGCCAGCCUGAUUUAUAUAGUGAGUUGAAGGCCAGCAGGGCUACAAACAAAGGCCAGCCUGUCUAAAAACAAACAAAAGAUAUUUCAGUAUGAUGUCACAUACUACCUCGGGCUGCAGUCUUUAGUUUGAGACUAGCCUGAACUACAUGGUGAGAUCUUGUCAGUAAUAGAGCACCUGUUUAACAAGUUAAAUGCUCUGGGUUCAAGGGCAGUCUCUUCUUUGAAGUCUUAGCCUUGCCCAGACACUGCAGCAGGUCCAGUCCCCUCACUUCUACAUCUCUAUCCCUGGGGAAGAUGGAGUCGUCCUUUUGGAAAAUAACCUCACUUUGACAAGUCUGUUCCUGACAGUAAUUUUUCAGAGACCAAAAGCAAGAGUAAAGGGAAGAGGUUGGUAGUCAGAUAAGCCUUGGGUGGCACUUAGGUGAAAAAGAAUAGCUCUUUUGGUUCUUUUUUUUUUUUUUUUUUUUUUUUUUUUGGUUCUUUUUCUCGGAGCUGGGGACCGAACCCAGGGCCUUGCGCUUCCUAGGCAAGCGCUCUACCACUGAGCUAAAUCCCCAGCCCCAAGAAUAGCUCUUUUGACUACAGACUCAUUUCAACCCCACCCUAGGCUUAACACCCAUGAGGGUGGCAGAGUUGUUAAAGAAGGGGAUAAAAGAAGUGUAGGUUAGACCUUUUCCCCCCAGCUUAAGAAGGAUAGGUAUUGGUAGAGCUCUUGCCUAGACGGCUUGAAGGUUGCAGGAGAUGAAGUAGCAGCCUGCCUUAGGGGAGUGGAGUGUGUCAUUAUGCAGUCUGUGUUCUUAUGUUCUUUCUAUACAGAUAGCGUAAACUAACACAGUGAGCAUUGAAGGACAUAGCUGUGGAAGAAGGAAGCCACCAGGAAACACAUUGCAGCGAGUGCUCUGGACUCAAUGGCACUGGGACCCUUCCAUCCAAGGACGGCAUCUCUAGAGGAGACCUUUGCUGUCCUUAGGCUGCAGAUAGGAUACAGGUGAAGGACAGUGUUUUAUUAGUGGCCUUUAGUCAUUGGGAAGGACAUGGAAGUGUAGAGUGGUAAGUGCUUAUGCCUAGGGUGCGGGGGCAUAGAUACAGUUCCCAGCAA
Molecule: messenger RNA, 17235 nt
Organism: Rattus norvegicus (Norway rat)
Lineage: Eukaryota; Metazoa; Chordata; Mammalia; Rodentia; Muridae
Gene: Hnrnpr
Product: heterogeneous nuclear ribonucleoprotein R
Cellular component (GO): organelle; nucleoplasm; cytoplasm
Molecular function (GO): nucleic acid binding; RNA binding
Source: RefSeq, a predicted model, not a curated record